CAACAUCUAAACUUCAAACCGAGAAGAGCUCGUCGUUGAUAAGAUCAAUGGCGACUUGCUCAAUGUGUAAACAAACAACAGGGUGCUUCGACUUAGACGGAUUUUGGUAAGACAGUGGUUGUUUUCGAUGCAAGUUUGGAGACUGAUCAGGAUCAUGUCUCCACCUCCCCCUGAAGAUCACAACGUGAUCAAAUCUGUCCACCAUGAUUGGCCCGCAUAUGUCACCUUUAUCAACAGGACUUCUGAUCCUGUGGACAUCAUCUGGCGAGACUACCGGGGGGGAUGUGUCCGCUACAAGCAGCGUCUAGAGGCGGGCAAACAUCACUACCAGAACACGUUUGUCACUCACCCGUGGCAGGCCUGGUACUCGGACACCUUUGAGAAAGUCACCAUCGGGGGAAAGUUCAUCUUCAUGCCACACCCCUGGAGAGGGGAGCAGACGAGAACUGUGGUUUAUAUUGAUAGGCCAGUUCAUACCUUGCUGAAACUGUGCCUGAACAAAGUACGAUCGUUGGUGCACAGAGAAGACAUUGAGGCUUUGGAAAUCCCUAAAGAUUUGUUUGACCGACUGAAAAGGAGAAAGACGAUGCCUGUGCGAGAUGCGGGGAAUCACAACCACCAGAGGUCUUAGGAUUUCCAGUUUUGUUGAUCACAAGAUUUUCUGUUUUAAUAAAAUAAUAAAGUUUUCUGAUGUUUUGAUGACUUGAGGAAGGGUAUACUUGGUACUGGUGUAGGUUUUUAUUAGAUCACUCCAUCUUCACCUUACCCUGACUUAUCUUGCCACCUCCUGAUUAUUUGUUGAUGUUUGUUUGAGUCCCUUGUCUGGUCAAAAAAAACUUCCCAUCAUUAUAGAAAUUUGGUUGUAUUUGUAAAAAUUAUGUUUCUCUUCUAAAAUAGUUCAAUGUUUUGAAAAAUACAUAUGCUGUUCGAUUUUAUUGUUUUAUGGUUCAAAGUCAUCACUGUUUCAUAAUUUAAUGAAUAACGAUGUGAAUUGUGUUUGAUAUCUGAUCUCGUUAUUGUCACCACUAUUCAAAAUUACUUUCUCUGAGUUCACUGGGAUUCUUUUUAAUAACAUACUAUGAAUGUGAUAUGAGAUGCUGAUUCUGUUGAGAUUAGUGACCAUUCACCUGGUCAUACUGUGGAGAGCAAUGGGUUUAGAGGGAGAAGAUUCUCCUUUUUUGUCUUGAGAUUAUUUUUGUUAUGUCUUACUGGUAAAAACAUUUGAAGUCUACGUUGAAAAAAAUAAUCAAAGUCACAUUUUCAUGUAUGUGGAAA
This is a messenger RNA of Aplysia californica (California sea hare), 1275 nucleotides long. RefSeq lists its product as uncharacterized. The coding region runs from base 128 to 631 and encodes 167 amino acids. The record is from RefSeq and is a predicted model, not a curated record. The transcript has 4 exons. NCBI's taxonomy places the organism in Eukaryota, Metazoa, Mollusca, Gastropoda, Aplysiida, Aplysiidae.